AUAUAACCAAACGUUUUUUUCUUCUUCUUUCCUUCACUCAUCAUUAUCGGAUCCUUUCACCAGCAAGCAACACAACUUUAAAAGCUAUGAUGCCUUCUAGGUCGGCGACACCAGCAGCAGCAGCUCCUCCUCCAACGACGUCGUAUUGGUGUUACAGCUGCACGCGUUUCAUCAGCGUUUCCACCGGCCAAGACGCAAACGCCGGAGGAUACGCCUCGUGUCCUCACUGCAACGGUGGAUUCAUCGAAGAGGCCGAAGAUUCCUCCGCCGCGGAAGCACCGGCUACGACACCGGUGUCUCAGUUCGAGGAUGGUCACAGAUCUGUAAUCAGACGGCGGAGAUCCGACCGCCGCACUUCGUUUAAUCCGGUGAUCGUCUUACACGGAGGAGCCGGCGGCGAGAGAGUCGAGAACGACGACGGCGAAGAUCGACGCCCUUACGAAUUCUAUUACGACGAUGGAUCCGGUUCGGGUCUCAGGCCGCUUCCGGACUCCGUAUCCGAGAUCCUGAUGGGAUCCGGAUUCGAGCGGUUGCUCGAGCAGCUGAGCCAGAUCGAGGCGUCGGGAAACGGACUCGGUAGAUCCGGGAACCCUCCGGCGUCGAAAUCGGCGGUAGAAUCUUUGCCCCGAGUCGAGAUCGGAGAGAUUCACGUCAGAGCGGAGGCGAACUGCGCGGUUUGCACGGAGGUUUUCGAGGCGGGAGCGGAAGGGCGGGAGAUGCCGUGUAAACACGUUUUCCACGGCGAUUGCAUCGUUCCUUGGCUCUCGAUACGGAACUCGUGCCCCGUCUGUCGGUUCGAACUGCCUUCGGAUCCGGUUGGACGGAGGAGGAGGAGUAGCGAGGAAGAACACGCCGCCGCCGUGGGGAUGACGAUCUGGAGACUCCCCGGGGGUGGAUUCGCCGUCGGGAGGUUUAACGCGGGGGUGAGAGAAGGGGAGAGGGUUUUGCCGGUGGUGUUGACGGAAGUGGACGGUGGUGGGCUGGGGAGUGGUGAGGGUCCGAGACGAAUCUCUUGGGUUAGGGAUCAUGGGGCGGCGGAGAUUAGCGGAAACGGCGGUGCUCGCGCUGGUAGGUUGAGGAGAGCAGCUCGGGGAGUGGUUUCGUUUAUGAGGAGGAUGAGACCUAAUCGUGGCUCUUCUUCCAAUAUUGUUGAUUUGGAUACAAACGGUGAAUCUAGGGUUAUGAAUCGAUCGACGUCGUUGAUCAGAAGAAUGUUUAGGUGAAGAAUGUUCAAAUUUUUGUUACGUUUUGAUUUAAAAAUGUAUAUAAAUUUAGAUGAACUAUUUGGAACAUAAAUAGUACUUUGGUGUUUCUCUUUUGUUGUUCGAUUAAUUUUUUUGUCAGUUUCAUCAAAAUUUAUGGAAAAACAUAAUGUCAAAUUCAUUAUUGUUAUUAAAAAUUAUUUCUUCAGUUUCA
Molecule: messenger RNA, 1416 nt
Organism: Raphanus sativus (radish)
Lineage: Eukaryota; Viridiplantae; Streptophyta; Magnoliopsida; Brassicales; Brassicaceae
Product: E3 ubiquitin-protein ligase RDUF1
Exons: 1
Coding region: 87-1223 (378 amino acids)
Biological process (GO): protein ubiquitination
Cellular component (GO): cytoplasm
Molecular function (GO): ubiquitin protein ligase activity
Source: RefSeq, a predicted model, not a curated record